Moesziomyces antarcticus is the source of this 1584-nucleotide messenger RNA. RefSeq lists its product as uncharacterized. NCBI's taxonomy places the organism in Eukaryota, Fungi, Basidiomycota, Ustilaginomycetes, Ustilaginales, Ustilaginaceae. The transcript has a single exon. The coding region runs from base 1 to 1584 and encodes 527 amino acids. The record is from RefSeq and is a predicted model, not a curated record.
AUGCUGCCCAAACCUUGCAUUGGGUUGGGACGUCGCUGGUCGGCGUUCCUGCUGGUCGUGCUGCUCUUCUGCGUAGUAACGGCGGUUCCCAUCGCACACACGAAGCGCGCCGACACUACCGGCGCACCGGACGCAGCCUCGGCUCCAGCGACUCUGCAGCGAAGUUCAAGCGCACCGCGGAUCGAGACCGCUCCGAAUGGUGCAGACGCUCUGCAGCGCAGUACGAGUGCGCCGCGGCUGUUGACUGGCUCGGAUGGCGAGCCGCUCGCACCGCCACCGACGACUCCGGCUCGCACCGAGUCUGACGUCGGCCACAGUUUCAAGACCGCCUUGGACAGCGAGGAGUGGACGCCACCGAGCACGCCCCGAACGCCCGCGAGAUAUCCGCCGGGCUUGGAGGGCGAGGGCUGGACGCGGUUGCACUCCGCACCGUCAUCGCCCGCAUCGCAGAGCGAGCAGUCGGCAGGUCGAGGCGAGUAUCCCGCCACCUCACCCUCUGGAUCGCCGGCCUCGAGCGCGGGCGAGGCUGCCGAGAUCCACGCGGAGCAGCCAUCUGUACCGGGGCCUCGCUUUCCCGGUAUGAGGGACGGCGAUGCGCCACGAUUGAUGCAGGCGCAGCGUCUGCCCAACGGCGCUCUGGACCUCCACCUCGGCGGCGCCGCCAACGCUCACAUCAUGCGCGAGCUCAAGCAGACCGGCACCGUGGUCGUCUCGAUGGAAGACCCCGCUUCGGUCGGAGGCAUGCGGCUGUACGAGUACACCCUUGGCCGCUAUGGGCUGGAACGCAAGCGCGUGCCUGUCACCACGCAGUUCCUCGAGGAAGUGCGACACCUCGAAACGGGUGCGCCCCUCGCUGCCGGUGGACGCGUGACCCUGCCGCGGCCGAUUGUUCCCGCCGAACCUGCGGCGACAGGAUGGCGCGCCAAGCUCGCUUCGGCACGCUCGGCUCUCCGCAAGGCUCAAGACGCCAUCGCCGUCGGGUUGGAUCCUCGUCUCGAGCACGUCUACACCACGCGUGGCGCGCCCGCCAUCUACGGACGCACCGACCCCAUCCUGGGUAAGACGAUCCCAGUGGAGGCGCGUCGACUCGCACAGGAGUUCGGCGAGGUGCGCGUGUUUUACGACCCCUACCGGCCGUGGGACCAGACGAAGCUGGUUUAUCGCGGUGGCACGGUGGCGAAGGGGGAGUUGGCGCCCGAGUCGGCGUUUAAGGCGGUGGUCGUGCCGCGCGAACAGGCGCUUCCGCUCCCCAAGGCGUGGCAGGGUCACGAGGAUAUGGCACAAGACGCGCUUACGCGCAUCAAGGCGAUGGAGGCAGGCCAGUAUGCCAAAGAUGUUCCGCCGCGCUGGCCGAGUAAGCUCCGCCAAACCCUGCGCGACCGUUGGGCGGCACUCCGAACCCCAGCUCCAGCCAACCCUGCUGUUGCGGGAGAGGCGGCUAGACCUGGCUUCAAGGCUGCAGCCAGGAGCGUGUGGGACAAGAUCACUGCGGGCGCAACCGAGCUGAAGAACAAGGUGGCUGCGUGGAGACCGUCGAUGCCGUCGACCGAGUUGCUCUCCGCCAUGCGUCCCGCGCAUCUGUAG